AUGCCCUCCUUCCGUAUCGAUGAAAUGACGCUGCUCGAGCUACGCCAUGCCACCACCUCAGCAACUCGGAUGUUGUCCCUUCUGACGGCGGGAUAUGAAGGCGAGGAAACAAAGCUCCGGCCUCGUCAUAUCCUGGAUAUACCUCAAAUACAAUUGACUUCAAGUUUCAGAGACAUCUUCAUCGUCCCAGGCGGUCUCUAUCUGGUAGCGUUAACUGACGCAAAUGUCCAGAUCUGGGACCUUGAGCAAUCGUAUCAUAAAGCAUGCCGCCUCUAUCUCCCUAUUUCGCUCUCUGCGCCCAGGGAUAUCAAAUUCCAACUGCUCAUCGGCGUGUGCGCAUCGCACAGCUCGGGCGACUACAGCGCCUUCCGAAUAGCUGCAAGUAGUCGAGAGCUCCCAGGACGCAUCACACACCUUGUUAUUUAUGAAUACGAUGCGGCGAGAUCGCCGUUUCAAAUUACACCCAUCGCCGAGAAAGUGACUACUUUGUUCUUCGGGAGGCACUCCACCAUUCUAGGCGAUAUCCUGGCAUUUUCUGAGCACCAGGGUGACCUUACCCUUUGGAACUUCGUUAACGACACGUAUAGCAAGCUCGACAUCGGGUGGCAAUGGCGCUAUACCAAUAUCCUCAUUGACGAAAAUUACGUCUUCCUACGUGGCUUAGAUAGGGUUGACGCCUAUCGAAAGCCGCAUUUUUCACCGCUUCGUCCAAAUGAACACCUCGAAAUAGAAGCAGAGCAAACGACUCUUAGCCCGCAUUGUGCAUUUGAUCUCGUUACAGCCCAAGACUCCGACCACCUGAUAUCCCUCGAUUCAUGGUACUUUGAUGUCCCGGAUAUGUACACGUUCGACGUCGUACAACGCUACAUGAGCUCGAUAGUCACUUGUGUCAACUUCACAGCCCGAUUUCGCAUUGACCCAACCACCCUUGACGGCGGUCCCCGUCAUAGGCUGGCGCCUUGGCCCUGUUGCAUUGCCUCGACGCAAGAGCUAGACAAGUGCGAACAUCCAGUCCAGACCUUUUGGAGCUCGCAUAGGCUCUGCGAUGGUCUUACCGUCGCGUGCUACCUAGCCACUUCGAUCGUCGCAUUCGUUGUUCCCGAAGGUGAAAAUGCCUCAGGACAUAACCCACCACUUACACUCAAUCCUAAAUCAUUCGCCAAUCCAGCGAAGGUCGAGCUGAUGCACUCCGAGCAGACAAUACUUCAAUAUUCUUUCAAUCCGGUCUCUGGGCGCCUAGCCUACUGCAGACAUGACGGAUUAAAGGUCGUGGAUUACUUGUGGCAUUCAAUGGAGAAGGAGUAG
Messenger RNA from Cyclocybe aegerita, 1305 nucleotides. The record is from the annotation of a GenBank genome assembly. Lineage: Eukaryota; Fungi; Basidiomycota; Agaricomycetes; Agaricales; Hemipholiotaceae.